Molecule: messenger RNA, 10624 nt
Organism: Ahaetulla prasina
Lineage: Eukaryota; Metazoa; Chordata; Lepidosauria; Squamata; Colubridae
Gene: RBMS2
Product: RNA binding motif single stranded interacting protein 2
Exons: 14
Coding region: 124-1350 (408 amino acids)
Cellular component (GO): ribonucleoprotein complex; nucleus; cytosol
Molecular function (GO): poly(U) RNA binding; mRNA 3'-UTR binding; poly(A) binding
Source: RefSeq, a predicted model, not a curated record
CUCUCUCUCUCUCUCCCUCUCUCUCUCUCUCUCUUUCUCUGUGUGUGUGUGAGUGUGUGUGUGUCUCUCUCUUUCUCUUCCCCCCUCCCCUCCCUUUCCAAGCUCUCUAACAUUUAAGCGAAAAUGCUUCUUUCUGUGCCUCCUCGUGCAGGAAUUGCCACUUUUGGCUACAACAAGAGCAACAAGAAGCCUUAUGUCUCAGUGGCCCAGCAGAUGGCGCCCCCAAGCCCCAGUGGCAGCUGCAACAACAAUAGUAGCAGCAGCAGCAGCAGCGGGCCAGGUGGUGGCGGAGGUGGCGGGGACCAGCUGAGCAAAACAAACUUGUACAUCCGGGGCCUGCAUCCUGGUACCACUGAUCAGGAUCUCGUCAAGCUCUGCCAACCAUACGGCAAAAUUGUCUCCACCAAGGCCAUCCUGGAUAAAACAACCAAUAAAUGCAAAGGAUAUGGCUUUGUGGAUUUUGACAGCCCCACAGCAGCUCAGAAAGCUGUGACUGCACUCAAGGCCAGUGGGGUCCAAGCCCAGAUGGCCAAGCAACAGGAGCAGGAUCCUACCAACCUCUACCUGUCAAACUUGCCUUUGGGCAUGGAUGAGGCUGAAUUGGAGUCGAUGCUGAAACCAUUCGGACAAGUCAUCUCUACACGUAUCCUACGUGAUGCCAGCGGUACCAGCCGAGGAGUUGGCUUUGCCAGGAUGGAGUCUACAGAAAAGUGUGAAGCCAUCAUCACCCACUUCAAUGGCAAAUAUAUCAAGACACCUCCUGGGGUCCCAGCUCCUCCAGACCCACUACUUUGCAAGUUUGCUGAUGGUGGCCAGAAGAAGCGCCAGAAUCAGGGCAAAUAUGUGCAAAAUGGACGAGCCUGGCCGAGGGAAAGUGAUACGGGUGGGAUGACCUUGACUUAUGAUCCUACAACAGCGUUACAAAACGGGUUCUAUACAACGCCCUACAGCCUGGCCCCGAAUAGGAUGAUUGCCCAGACUGCGCUCUCCCCUUAUCUCCCAUCACCUGUUUCCUCUUACCAGGUCCACAGUCCAUCUUGGAUGCACCAUCAGUCAUACCUCAUGCAGCCCACGCAGGGGACGGUGCUCACACCUGCCAUGGACCACGCCAUUUCCAUCCAGCCCACUUCCAUGAUGGGGCCUCUCACCCAACAGCUGGGCCAUCUGUCCCUCAGCAGUGCUGGCACAUAUAUGCCAGCGGCAGCAGCUAUGCAAGGAGCCUAUAUCCCCCAGUAUACACCGGUGCCUUCCUCUAGUGUCGCAGUUGAGGAGAACAGUGGCCAGCAGAGCCACGUGACAGUGGAGUCUCCAUCGGAUCAUGCUGCCUACUCGUAUCAGUACAACAAGUAACAACAGUGCCACCGAGCAGCUCAACUCUGAGCAAAUCACUUCGAGGGAGACAACGUGGUGUUUUUUUUUUUUUUUGGUUAAAAUUUUGUGCUGCGUUUAGAAGAUGUCGGAACCAUUUUUGUUUCUUUUUUUCUUCUUUUUCUUUUUGGCAAAGAAAAAGGUUGUUUUGUUUUUUUAAAAAAAGGAAAUAACCGCAAUAGACUUUCGUCACCGAGGAACCAAAGGAGGUUAGAAUGGGGGUACAAAAAAAAAUAAUAAUAAUACCCCCAACCCUUAGAUGUACAGAUGGACUAAGGACUAUUUUAAUACGAGAACAUUUGUGCGUGUAUGUUUGCGCGUGUGUGUGCGUGUGUGUGCGUGCGUGUUUAUUUUCUUGAUAACAGCAAAGUCAAACGCUUUGGAUGCCCCAGAAUUCCCCAGAGAAGAAAAUGAAUUUUUUCCCCCUUCUUUUGGAAAGCUGGUUCGGUACCUCUGUGGGAGGAAGGUUUUUUUGCUCCUUUGAAUUCAUUUUGUUUUCUUUGGUCAUGUAAAAGAUUUUUUAAAGGACAAAUAUGCAAAAGUGUUUGAAUAUUUUUUUUUGUUGUUGUUUUAUAAGGAAAAAAAAAUGCUCUGAAAAGCCCCACCUCGCAGCUGUAGGAUAAAAAAAUCAGUGCGGAAUUCUUCUUUUUUUUUUUCUCUUCUUCUUCUUCCUUGGGGUGGGAGCGGGGAGGGAAUUUUGCUUUGAAAGGAUUAUUUUAUUAUUUCAAGAGGGUAUUUUUUUUCUAAAAAAGACAAAUUUACAAAAAAAUAAAAAAGAGGAAAUUUACAAAAAAAAAAUUCAGAAAAAAGGAAAUCUUUAAAAAAAAGUUGAACUUUGGCGGCAGCAAGAGGGGUUUUGCUUAAUGCUUGUCAAGUUGGAAUGAAAUGAUGUGGCUGGAGGCAUCGGAUGAACUUAAUCCUGAUUUUUUUUUUUUUUUGGCAUAAAUUUUGCCUCAGCUGAGAGAGAGAGGAAAACAGAGUUUGCGCCAGACCUCAAUUUCUGCCCUCUGUCCAAUUGGACUGUUUUUUGCUGGAUGUUUUGGACUCUGAUUUGAGCUUCUGUGCAGACCUGUCUUUGCUUCCAUGGGGAGGCUUCCCCCCCUCGCCUGCCCCGUCCUGCCCUGGACCAGGGGAACAAUAAACGGACUAAGGAAUCUGCCGCCAGUGAUGCGUCGUCACCUCUGGACUCUCGGACGUUGAAUGGACACGUUGCCAGCAGCAGUGCUUCGCCCCGUCCCCAUCCCCAGGAUACACAAACACACACACUCUUACACGCACACAUACACACACACACACACACACACACACACACAGUGCCUUCUGCUGCCUGCGGUCCGGACUGUGCUGCCGUAAGCCCCCACCCCCCUUCCGCCCCCCCAGUUCCUGCAUGCCUGCCAAGCCCAGGUCCACAGCGCAUCCGUUUUCUCUCGACCAACUCAGCUGGGAACAGGUGCUUCUCCUUCCGACUGGUGGGGACUGCAGGAAGCCCGUCCCGAUUGCCGUGAACCAAGCAACCAAGGAGCAUCGAGCACCUUGCAGGGGAUGUCCCAGCUCCCCGCUCUCCCCCCCCCCACCUCCCCUCCGGAGACCCUAGUUACUAUGCACGUUAUCCCUCCCUCCCCCAGCCCUUGAUUGCUGGCUGCGCCCUGAGAUUUGCAAUAGGAGGAGACUAUGUGCAAUAAUUCAGCCUUUCCUACCUUGUGUUUCCCUGCAGAGCCUCCUGAAGUGCUUUAGACACCUCUGCAUGUUCCCUUCCCUUCUCCCCCCAACCAGAUGGUGCUAAAAGUCAUCCUCUCUUCCACCAUAAAGUCACCCCCAGCCCAGCCCAGCCCAGCCCAGCUGGCCCAUGUAGCUGAUCCUUCCAUCCUGUUGUUCUGAUGACGACGUUUGCUUUCCCCACCGUGGGCUGUGAUCACCUUAUCCCCCUUUCCUCUCCUCCCCCCCCAUCCUCCCUGCUGGCCCCUUCCUUUGAAGAAAUGGCUCUUAUGCAGCUGACAAUCAGGAAGGAGCAAUGGCGGAGGCCAUACGGGUGUCACGUGAGUCUAGGAAAGCAAGAGUACGUGUGCAUGUGGUCCCUAUCUGUCUUGGUUUGUGUGCGUACCAUCCAUGUCUUUUGAGGGAGCGGAGACAGAUCUGUGGGUAGGGUGAUGUUGGAGGAGGUGGCAGAAAUAUAUCGAGUGUAAUUGGAUUUGUGCAUCGCUCAGGAUCCUUUUGUCAUCUUGACCAUUUUGAAAGCAUGGUCCUGACCCAGCAAGAGCAGGUUGACUUCCUGUUGGAGAUUUGGGGGGGGGGGGGGUUUGAGUUCGCCCUAUCCUCAUAAUCCUUCAGCCAGACUAGUUUAGAUACCUUUCCGCAUUGCUCGUGACGCGGGACGACCCACAAACACGAUCGGGAUGCCACCCAGAAUAGAGAGACAAGACCGACAAUGCAGGAGCCCAGUGGAUCCAAAGCCUGGUUACGUCUGGUGCCCCUUUCUGUAGCCUGGCCAGACCCUCCUGGUUGGCCUAACCACCACCCCUCCCCCUAGUGCUGAGAGAAACUGAAGUGCCUUUUUUGGGGCAUGCAAGCUUGCCUUCAUCUUUAUGUUAUGUGAUCUUCAAUGGGCCGUUAUCCGUGGCCAAAUGGAGUUUUGCAGGGUUGGGUCCCAAAUGGGUUGGGGUGGCUAGUUAGAGAAACAAUAAAAAAAAAAUACAAUAACUGAGAUUCUGGUUCCAAUUAACUCAGACUAUUUUGGGGGGGGGGGCAACACAGUCUCUGCAGGACUAGUAAAGGAACUUCCCAGCUAGGUUGGGGGUUGAUACCCACCCGCCCUUCCCUCUCAUUAUUUGCCUGUGGAGCUCACAGGCCAAACUACAGGGACACACCGAAACCCCUCUCGUCUGCACCCAGAGUAAAUACAAGCUAUAAAAGGAUUCUACUUGAGAAAUUGGUUCCAGGUUUGCUCCAAAUAUGGGCUGCAACCUCAGACUACAUCGGGGUACACCUGGUCCUUAACAGGCCACUCUCCUGCCUCCCUCUCCCCAGUUUUUGUUUUUUUUGAGCAGCUCUUAGAAAGGUUAUACCUUCGAUACCCUGAGUUUUCUCUUUAAUCCCCUAGGACCCUUUCUUAUGCAUUCCAGGUAGGUUAAAGCGCAGCUCCACAUCUGGAAGACACCAAGUUGAGGAAAGGUGUCCUAUGAAAUUUUCUUGCGAGUGGGUGAGAUCUGUUAGAAAGGCAUACACUCCCUUUCUUGUUUUGACAGGAUUUGUGCUGCCAAAUUUCUUGCUAGGUUAGGAUUCAUAGCUGCUUGUCCAAAUCCGCUACAAAAGCUUGCUAAAACAAUUAACAGUGGGUGGUUAGUGAAACCCAUGUUUUUAAAAAAGAUUUAAAAAGGUGGCGGGAUGUUGUCCACAGGGACUCCUGAUCCUUAAAUUUGAUUCCUACAAAUUGAUGUGUUUACAAUUAAGAUUCUUCUGGCUUGUGUUAAGAGACUUAACUUCAAUCACCUCCAAGCACUCCUUCCCCCUACCUAUUUUAGAUUGGAGUGGGAAAUAUGCUAGAUAUUUAGGCAUUUGAUGAUGGCAACUAAGGAUCCGAUAGGUUUAUACAACUCCUAGAUUAAAAUUUAGUCUGUGCUUGUAGGGCCUCUAGAGUGAGGCCAUUUUUAAAUGUAGCAGUAAUCAAAGAAGUAAAAUUAAAAACUCCCUUUUGCUAGACUCUAACUCGGAAACCUGUUAGAAAAUAAAUACCAAGGAUUAGGCUUAAAGGUUAUGUUGCCUUUAGUGUAAACCUGAAGCAGGUAAUGAAAACAUGAGUUAGCUUUCCAGCCCUGUCGUAGCUUAGGCAUUCAGGUGUAAUCACUAAAAUCAGGGUCACCGUUUUCUUAAACAGUAGGAACAGCAUUGAAAUUAAUGAAAUUAUCAUUAAAAUAAUUGAUUAAUUUAAUAAAGUAAAUAAAAUUAGCAAGUCCUGAUAUCAGGACUCUAAAACAGAUAAAUGCCAAACCUUUGACUUGGUUUGGCACUGUCUUCAAGCUAUAAAACAGAGCAGCAAACUAUGGGGAUUUGAACCCAAGCUAAUUUGGGAGAUCAAAGCAGUUAUCGUUAACUAGCUACCAAGUUUAUUUUACCGCUUAUAUGAAAUGAGGAGUAUCCUAGCUUCCUAAAUUUUAUCUCUUCUCUCCAGCACUCAGUUAAAAAAAAAGCAGCAAAGAAAUCCAGGAUACAACUGUGUAAAAUUUAGUUAUGCUUAAGAGAGCGGUCCUUAUCAAGAAGGAAAUCCCCAUAAAUUCAGGAAAUUAACUUUUGAGUAAAUGUGCACAUUCCUGUGUUUUGUAGCCGUAGUGAAACCUCAAACACCCAUGUGGCCAGUGAGUGGGGAAAUGUCCAGGGUGAAUGGGGGAUGUGGAUUUGUAGACCCACCCCCAAUAUUUCUGUCCCAUCUCUAGUGCAAUGCUAAUCUGACCCUCAUUGAACUGCUGGGAUGCCUAUCCGUGCACCGAAAUGUAUGUCUACAUCGAAAGCCCCCAGCGGCUCUGUAAAAACCAAGUGCCAGAUCAAGAGCUGCUUUGGAAACAGAGUUCCUUCUUUCAGUGUACCUGCCUGCCCAGAUUGCUUUUCUGAGCUGUGCAUUUGGUUUUGGGCUGCCAUUAGAUACCUAGCAUAUGCUAAGCAAGCUCCCACCCACAAAGAACAUGAAGCUUUCCUCUGCGUUGGCUGUCGUUUUGACAGCAUUUGUCCCAGUCCGGGGCAAUAUGAUCUGCUUAUUUAAGAAAAAAAAAAAUCACACAGCCCUCUCUACCUUAUGAUGAUGCUGAUUGGAUCCAUAAAUGUUUGUGGCAAAGAGUUAAAUACAUGUUUGCCAGCAAGGAGGCAACCCACUUGUGGUCCAGUCUAGAUGUAUCCCGCUCACAUAAUCUUGAACCCAUAAGACAGGAUCACAGCACAGCCACUUGUCCAAACCGCAGUGUUCAUUUCCAAAUGAAGACAAAAGGCCUCAAGACUCCCUGCCUUAAUAAUAAUAAUAAUAAUAAUAAUAAUAAUAAUAAUAAUAAUGUUGUUGUUGUUGUUGUUGUUAUUAUUAUUAUUAUUAUUAUUAUCCUCCUUUUUCCCCGCUCGUCUCUGAAAGCUGGUUCUUCUGAAGUGUUGAUGGGUCUUCCGCUUUUAGAACCAGAGAUUGGGGCUGGCUCACUGAUAAGUCAUCUUGGAUGUGGAAUAGGAGGUAGCAUUUGGCAGAACCAACAUCCAGGCUAUUAGACGGGGGAAAUUAUAGGGAGCGGUGUUUCAAACGCAGUUCUGCUAGGCAGCCUUCGAGGAUGGAAAAGAAGGGUGCUGGACUACGAAUAGAAGCAGACUCGGCGUGGUCUACCAAAUGCGACUCCCUAGGAAUCUUAAGUGAUCACACAGCGUAUUAGACUUGAAUCUACAGUAGAAUUGCCACCCAGGAAUCGCCAUCCAAAGGCAUUGAGACUGUUGUGACAAUGGUAAAAGAGAGGUUGAGACAGAGUAGCAGUGGGCGGUGUGUGGUGUGCAUGCCAAGGCAGAGAUUGCCAAGUGUUUAGAAAAGGCGACAGCUGUAGAUCAAAAAUGUAUUGGAGGAAGUCCACUAUGUGUAAGACUGAAGGAGAUCAAAGCUAGAGAUGGAUGGAUGUGAGAGUGAAUGUAAACUGAUAGAAGAGAAAUAACACGUGCAGACAGGGAUACAAUCUUUUCCACGCAUUUUGCCCUUGCCAAGAUUCCUUUUAAGCCUCAGCUCUAUUCUCAUUCCUCUUCCUGGAUCACUGCCUCACAACCCUCUCAGCCAAGGUAGACAUUAGGUUUGUGCAACACUCUGGAUCUGGAUCCAAGAAGGUCCUUUGGAAUGCAAGAGUGCAGAGACAUAGCAUGUCUCUCUGCGACUCUUUAAAGCGGCUGGGUUUUUAAUUUAGGAACUCAUGGCAGCUGAAGAGGGCGAGUGUGUUACCCCAGGUAAAGAUGCAGGGAGUUAAAAGAAUUGCGGACAGGUGCUAUUUGCACACUCGAGAUGCUCCUGUGCAAUCUUACUUAGACAUGUGCUUCGGGGCAGUAACUUUUCAUUAUUUUAAGUUUAUUCCAUCGUAUCCAUUCGGAACAGAAGCAUAGUGGGUGAUGAAAAAAAAAUGCUAGGUUCUUUUUUCAUUCUCAGUAGGCUGCAGAGGGCACUUUGAAUGGCCUCCUUCCUGCUUCCAGCCCCAUCUCACGGUGUCCGCUGAAAGCUUACGGGAAGGCUCCAGCUUCCUGGCAGACUGCAAGUCAAGUCCACAGUUAUAACCCACCUGCGGGAUGGGAAGAUCACUGUUACGAUGCUUUACCAUAUAUAACCAUCCCUUGCUUAAACCAUCAUCUGGAAGCCUGCAUGCUUUGUGCAGGGACCAAACACAAGCAGCUGGGACCUUUAGAGCCCACACCUCUGAGCUGCUGGUUUUUUUUUUUUAUCUUGUGCCUUGAUUUCCCCUGUCCCAUUCUGACAGCGGGGGGAACCAGUCCCUGCACUUUAUAAAUGCCCAGCCCUAGUUCAGCCUUUCUCCGUGUCAGUUUUCAAAAAGCAAGGAUGCUGUAGUCUUGUCCUUCCUUUCUACCUGGCUGCUGCUCCUUAUUCCAGCUCCCCCCCCCCAAACCAGCCUUCACCCCAUCUUUCCACCCACCACACCGGAGGAGAAUGCAGCAGGCUGCCUCCAAGAGCUAGUAGACAAGCCUCUCACAUCUUGCGUCCAUUUCCAAUGCGGAUAGUUUAGAAAGCAAGCACCAUCACCCUUGAAUUCUUUAGCUGUACCAUGCUGGCAUUGAACCCUACACUCCUUGGAAGUUGGGGGUGUGUGGGGGUGGGGUGGGGUGGGGGUGGAGAGAGAGAGGAGACCCGGUUCAGAACUUCCCUUCAUUUUUAUGCUCAUCAAUUCCAGUUUUCAUCAUUCUUAGCUACACAUCUACCUCACAUGCACUCGCAGUUCAUUUGUAUACCCAGAACCGGCAAACUGCACCUUCUCCAAGGGAUACGUUCCCCACCUCAUCCUUAAAAAGAGAAAACCCUUUAGGCUCCUCUGCUUUCGGGAAGGGGGAGAGAGAAGAAAAAUGUUGGUUUGAAUGGAAAAAAAAAAGACCCCUGUGUUGCUGCUAAUUAAUACAGUUUAUGUUCAAUGUACUCGUUUUUGCUUUGCUUUUCUAAUUUUCCUUGUAAAAUGUAUUAGUUUAUUUAAAAAAAAUGAAGCAGAAAUGGUUUUGUCUAGAGAAGCAUUUUUUUGUGGCUCUGUUGUGAGAACCCAACUGGGCGAUAGGUUGACAAGACCACCAAGUGGCUUCCCUCUUUCUCCCUCUUUUUUUGCCCCAACCGUCUCUUGAGCUCCUGGCUCUCCUGGGGCUUCACUGCUCGUACCGGAGGAGAUCAAGGGAGAUUCCAGAAUGACAGCGGCCCCAUUGGAGUUUUUGUUUUAUAACAAGAGAACGGUGGUUAAUGUUUUCUUGCAAAAGCAAGACAUUACCCAAUUUGGGAAGUAUCAAAGCAUAGAAGAGGCUGCUGUCUUCCUAAGAGUUUCACUGUAGCCGAGAGUACACUAUUCCCAAGGGUUUGGUUUCAACAACAGAAAGCGAAUGAUUGCCCUAAGAUACACCACACUUUCUAAACCACCAACACCUGUUUCUCCUGUAAAAAAACCACCAGGAGGUAGAAAAACCAGCCAGGCCCUGUUAACAAAAUUAGCGGACAGACUUACUUUUGAGCAAGGUCUUUCAUCAUCUGUAAAAAUUGUAUAACGGGACGUAUGAAUAGUAUGGCUUUGGGGAUAAUAAGAAGGUGGGGGGGAAGGUAAGGAUAUAUUUAGUGCUACUAUACUGUUAAAACUUUUCCAAAGAUUAAACUCUGGUUCAUUGUAAAGAUGUUAUGUGGAUCCUUGGUUUGGCCCAGGAUGGCUGAUCUAGAGCCCACCCAACAAAAAACAGAAAGAAAGAAAAAAGGAUGAUACAAACUUGUUCCCAGUAAGAGCUGUAUAAUGGUAGCCCAUGUAACCUGGGAAGCUCUGUCCCCAAGAAACAGUCAGCUCUUCACCCGCUCCCCCACCCCAAAGCAAGCAUGCAAGACAGCACACUCGGAGAGGAGGGGCUUCAGCCAUUCCAAAUCGACUUGUAGUUAACCAGAAGUUGUUAACCCGGCCAAUUAUAUUCCAGGACUCUCGGUGCUAUGAUUUCCUGCUUCCAUUUUUGCUGCACACUUGGGUCUUCUAGAGACCGGCCCCCAACAGAACAGUGAGCAGCUGUCUCUGGGAUGGGCCAAAGGUAGGGCAGAAGAGGCGGUGUUGUUGUUUUUUCUCUUUCCUUUCUUUCUUCCAAACUUACCAUGUGGUGAUGAUUUGAAACUGUUGUAAUUUAAAAAAGAAAAGUAAUGACAUCAGAACAGCCCCCCCCCUUCCCCACUUUUUGACUAUUGCUGUGGAAUAAAUGUGUAUGGUUGCGGACUAUUUCGUGUUCUUCCAUAGUCUUCCCAUCCCCUAGCAGGAAGGGCCUGUGCGGAUGAGUUUAAACUAGGAUCUCUUGAUUCAAUGCAACAAGGUUCGACCUAACUUGUCUUGAACAAAUCUCCAGCUUGUCUGCACUUUCCUCUGGAGCAAUAUGCCCUUAACCUGGGGGUUGUGAUGGUUGCACUGAUGCCUUGCCCUAUAGCAAAUUGCCCUUAAAACAAAUAGCAAUAGGCAUCCACACCCUACGCAACGUCCUUCUCAUGCUGGAUCAUGGCUAUAACAAAGCUACAGGCUAUAUUUCAUGUGCUUCAGUGUAUUUGUGUUUUUUCAUGACUUGGGAACAAGUUAGCUAAAUGUUUGCUUUAAGAAGAAAAAAACAUGUCAUGGAUGUAAAAAUGUAUUUUGUUAAAACACAUUUGGCAGUCAACCCAACUGAGGAUGGAACCUCGUUUGCCUUUAUCCCAUUUCUUACUCAAGACCUUCUGAACUCCCAUUUUGAAGGUACUGGAAUUCUUAAAGGCUUCCAUUUGCCACAAACCCGAGGAAAGUUCCUGCCCAUCUCUCCAUUCAUUGUACUGACUAGUUUUAUUUAUAUACUUAGGGACUAUUUGUACAGGUUUUUUUAAUUGAGAAGUUUCUAUUGUUUUGUAUCCUCCAUGCUACAUACCGCCAGGCCUGUUUCUCUCUCUCUCUCUCUCUCUCUCUCUCUCUCUCUCUUUCUCAACCCUGUACAAUUGCCCCCUCUGUGGAGCUCUGACUGGUCUCAUUUUGAACAAAUUUUUGUUUUGAAAUAAAAGAUGGAAAAAAAAGUG